AUGGCAACUAACGGUGGUGCAAUUACUGCACAGACUCAAUCACUUGUACCAAUGGUGAAUGGAGCCCGAUCAGUUAGCUCAACUGGUAGUAAAUUGACAAGAGUCAUCAGUAUGGAAGGGAGCCUUAGUAUAGCAUUUCAACUUGGUAAAUCGUUCAGUGAUGUGAUAACAGAAGAAAUGAAUAGUAUUAUACAAGUAAUAAAGACGCCAUCAAACGUUGCAAAAGCAUGUUCAUACGCAGCAACAAAUGCUUUGACUAUGUCAUUUCGUACAAUUGGUAUUGUUAUUACAUUCUGA
This is a messenger RNA of Adineta ricciae, 297 nucleotides long. The record is from the annotation of a GenBank genome assembly. Lineage: Eukaryota; Metazoa; Rotifera; Eurotatoria; Adinetida; Adinetidae.